Penicillium longicatenatum is the source of this 501-nucleotide messenger RNA. Its product is annotated as SNARE domain- containing protein. The record is from RefSeq and is a predicted model, not a curated record. Gene Ontology annotation, biological process: endoplasmic reticulum to Golgi vesicle-mediated transport. NCBI's taxonomy places the organism in Eukaryota, Fungi, Ascomycota, Eurotiomycetes, Eurotiales, Aspergillaceae. The transcript is spliced from 3 exons. Bases 1 to 501 code for a protein of 166 amino acids.
AUGAACAGAUUCCCUCGCCAGCGUGAUCCACGCGCUUCUUCCUCCCUCUUUGAUUCUUACGGUGGCGGCUCCCGUCCGGCGAGCAGAUCGCCCGCUCCGGCCGCUGGAUAUGGGUACGGAGGCUAUUCCAGCCCAGCUGGAAACAACUAUGGGAAUGGCAGUGCUGGCGGACCUUCAUAUCGAAGCGCAACUCCCGACAAGAAGGGCCACUAUUCCGAUGCAGUUCUCUCGUCACUCGAAUCACAAAAUGAUGCGGAAGUCGAAGGUAUCACCGCCAAGGUGAGGAUGUUAAAAGAUCUCACCUUUGCGAUUGGAGACGAAAUCCGGGAUACCACACACAUAGACGGCCUUGAAAGCUCAUUUGAAAGUACUCGAGUCCGGCUUCGCGGGAAUAUGAACCGUAUGCUUCGCAUGGCUGAACGCACUGGCGUUGGCUGGCGGGUGUGGGUCGGGUUCUUCUUCUUCGUGUUCUUCUUGUUCUUCUAUGUGUGGAUAUUCUAG